Tachysurus fulvidraco (yellow catfish) is the source of this 5316-nucleotide messenger RNA. It is a transcript of the gene kif14, whose product is annotated as kinesin family member 14. Gene Ontology annotation, biological process: microtubule-based movement. Gene Ontology annotation, molecular function: microtubule motor activity; microtubule binding; ATP binding. Lineage: Eukaryota; Metazoa; Chordata; Actinopteri; Siluriformes; Bagridae. The record is from RefSeq and is a predicted model, not a curated record.
AACAGCAUUACAGAGCUGUCCCUCUAGUGUACACAGCGCCCUCUGCUGGUAAAUGGGCAUAAUUACACCGCCUUCUCAAGGCCUCCGUGACGUCACCGCACCGAACGGACCAAUCACGUUCCUCUAGUGUGGUUUGAAUUGAAGCGGUAAGAUGGCGGCGUAGACAAGAGGAGCUUUAUUACAGUGUAAAAGUGAACAUUACAAGAACCUGAGAAAGCUCUGAGAAGGAGAAAGAUGGAUCAUAAGGAAGUGUCUGUGUGUAACAGUAGAGACAUUAACAAGACCUUCAUCGUCUCCACACUGGUGAACAAGUGUGAUGGUGGAGCUUCCACUGCUGGUCUCAGUCUCCAAAGAAGAAACAGAAACAACACAUUGACUGGGAAUCAAGAAACAUCUGAAAAUACAGAGAACCAGCAAUGUGAUGGGAGACAGUUACGUUUACAGAGGAGAACCAGAGGAGGAAAUCCGCACACAUCCACGAUGACUGAGACACAAACAUGGACUAGUGCAAAGUGUGUGUUUGAGCCAAACACCAGAACAGCUUCAGUUCCUCCUCUGCGAUCUGUCAGUCUGAGAGAAAGAGGACUUAAAGAUGGGAUCAAGGCUGUAAACUCACAUGUAAAGACUAUAGAGAAAGGAAAGAGCACAGAAAGACAACAGAACAUUGUCUCAACUCCGAACGGGAAAACACAGUUUGAAAGAAUUACUGUGAAGAAAGAAAUUUUUGAAAAAUUAUCUGUGAAAGAUCAGCCGAAACUAUUAAAACAACCAGGUGUUGAAAGACUUAAGCAAUCGAGCACUGACUCCGUGACUCCAGGUUCUGCCAAUAAGAAGUUUAGGAUUAUUAGUGAAAACCGGAAGACGAUAUCUACAACGAGGAAGAACACAAGUCAACAAGCUCCAGUCUUCAACAGGAAGUCUAAACCUGCUCCGUGUCAAACACGAGCUUCUGCUGAAUCUGUCAAUCAAACUGAAGCUUUAACAUCUAAAGAGCUGAAGAUGGAAAACAGUGCAGUGACUGUGGCAGUGCGAGUAAGACCCUUCAGUCACAGGGAAGAGAGUGAGAAUGCCCGUCAGGUGAUUUUCAUGGAGAACCAUGAGACUGUAGUUUGUCAUCCUGACAAUAAACAGACGUACACCUUCUCUUUUGACUUCUCCUUCUACUCAGCUGAUAAAACUGACCCGAAUUUCACUAGUCAGCAGAUGAUUUAUGAAAAGUUGGCGAGACCCUUACUUGAAAGAGCAUUUGAAGGAUUUAACACCUGUCUUUUUGCAUAUGGACAAACAGGUUCGGGAAAAUCCUACACUAUGAUGGGUUUUGGUGAGGAGGAUGGAGUGAUACCCAGAUUCUGCGAGGAGCUUUUUGCACGGGUGUCAAGUGCUGAUAAAAAAGAGGUAGCUUGUCACCUGGAGAUGAGCUACUUUGAGGUGUAUAAUGAGAAGAUCCAUGAUUUGCUGGUGGUGAUGGAUGAGCAAAACCAAAAGAAGAUGCCUCUGCGGGUCAGAGAGCACCCGACUGAUGGGCCGUAUGUCGCCGAUCUUUCUACGAAUGUGGUGAGCUCUUAUGCUGAUGUCCAGACCUGGCUUGUGCUUGGAAACAAACAGCGAGCGACUGCUGCUACAGGCAUGAAUGACAAAAGCUCCAGGUCUCACUCUGUCUUCACGUUGGUCAUGACUCAGACUAAGACAGAGAUAGUGGAAGGAGAAGAACAUGAUCACAGAAUUAUCAGCAGAAUCAACCUGGUGGAUUUAGCUGGCAGCGAGCGCUGUGCCACAGCUCAGACCAGUGGAGACCGACUGAGGGAAGGAGCAAGUAUCAACAAGUCUUUGCUCACUCUGGGAAAGGUGAUUUCUUCACUCUCUGAGCAAGCUCAGGGCAGAAAGAAAAUCUUCAUCCCAUACAGAGAGUCGGUCCUGACAUGGUUACUGAAGGAAAGUCUGGGUGGUAACUCGAAGACUGCCAUGAUUGCAACGCUGAGUCCUGCCACGAGCAACGUGGACGAGAGCCUGAGCACUCUGCGCUACGCUCAGCAGGCUCGCCUCAUCAUCAACGUAGCCAAGGUCAACGAGGACACCAAUGCCAAGCUGAUCCGAGAGCUGAAAGCAGAGGUGGAGAAGCUGCGGGCCGCCCAAAUGAGCUCACGGGGCAUCGAUCCAGAGAAGAUGAGACAAUUCCAGCAGGAAAUCUUCACCCUGAAGACGCAACUCUCUCAGCAGGAACGUGAAAUGGCUGAAGUGCACAGGACAUGGAAGGAGAAACUAGAGUACGCUGAGAGGAGGAAGCGUGAAGAGACCAAAGAGCUCCAGCGUGUAGGCAUCACAUUUAAAGUGGAUAACCGGCUCCCCAACCUUGUGAACCUGAAUGAGGAUCCUCAGCUGUCAGAGAUGCUCUUAUACAUGAUUAAGGAGGGGCAGACCAAGGUCGGCAAGCUCACGUCUGAGUCAGCCCACGACAUCAAGCUCUCUGGGGCCCUUAUUGCUGAUGAACAUUGUAUCAUCUCCAAUGUUAAUGGCACAGUCAGCAUCACACCCAUGGAAAAUGCCAAGACCUUUGUGAAUGGAAGCCUUGUAUCUGAAGCCACAAUCCUCCACCAUGGUGACCGAGUGAUUCUUGGAGGAGAUCACUAUUUCCGCUUUAACCACCCGGCUGAGGUGCAGUGUGGGAAGCGAGUGUCCUGCUGGAGUAAUGGAGAUGGCCAGAAAGACUUUGAGUUUGCCAAAAAUGAGCUACUUUCAGCUCAAAGAGCUCAACUGGAAGCAGAGAUUGAAGAUGCCCGACUUAAAGCCAAAGAGGAGAUGAUUCAGGGUAUCCAAGUGGCCAGAGAAAUGGCCCAGAAAGAGUUGUCUGAUCAGAAGCUUCAGUAUGAGAACCGGAUCAAAAACCUGGAGAAAGAACUUGAGGAGGAGAAUGAAAGAAAACACGCACAUGAACUAGAAAGGCAGAAGGUCACAAACAAGAUGGAGGAACUGCAGACGGCAAAAUCUCUCCUGGAACAAGAAAUGAUCAUGCACAAGAAACGCUUACAAAUGGAGGCCCAGGCUGCCAGACAGGCCAUGGUUGAUAAUGAUGUUCGACAUGCUAAAAUCCUUGAAGCGCUGGAAGCAGAGAAGAAAAAAAUUGCUGAAGAUCUAGCUGAUAUUCAGAUGAAACGUGCCCUGAAGAUGAAUCAGACCCCCAAGACUGCUCCUCCACAGUGGCAUGCCAUGAAAUUGUCGCUUAUGAUUGAAGAAGCGAACAAGAUAAGUGCCAAAUUCAGGAAACACACAGUGUUUGGCAGACAUGAAGUAUCUGAGACAGGGAGUGUCGGAGGAAACACUGAACUGCAAAUCCAAGUACAGAACACUAAAUUGGGCAUCUCUACCUUUUGGAGCAUGGAGAAAUUCCAGAGCAACCUGGCUGUCAUGAGAGAGAUGGAACGGGGAGUUUGCACCUCUAAAGAUGACGACGAUGUGUUUUACGAUCCCAACGAUCACUGGGAACCAGAUAUAUCUUCAGCAUCUGCAGAGUCUUCUUUUUCUCGGAGAAGGAGCAGGAGUCUGUUGAAGAGCAGGCGCAUCUCAGGACGACUCUACGAGAUCCGAGUGCACCCCAUUCAGAGUUUAAACUGCACCUCCCCACAGCCCACAGGCCUGAUUAGCAUGAGCAAACCCCCUUCAUUUCACUCCGGCAGUUCAGACUUGGCCUUGCCUAGCAUCUGCAAAGAUCUGAUAGCUGCCACGGUUUCCCGUUUACGUGCCAGUUCAUCAUCGGAAGAGAGCGAGAGCCUGGCAGACAAACUCACCCUGGACCUUUUGUCUAUUUUUAAUGCUGCAAAUGUCAUUGCAGGCUUGUACAGCAAGCUGGAUGACAACAGCCAAGAAAACUUGUUUGCAUGCAACACUGAAGCACAGACUCAUCUUGUGAAAGCGACCUCGGCUAUUGAGAGAGCCGUGUUCAUUACCAUGCACUGGGUCUCCAACAUCAGCUCCAGCACUCAGUCAGUCUCCCACAAGGUGGAGGAGCUCAAGACUGAAGUAAAGAACACAGGAGGAUAUUUUCAGCUCCUUAUUCAGGGCUGUGAAUCUGAAAUCUCGUCUAUGGUGACAGAGGCCCAGAGGAAGAUUUGUAGGAGUACAUAUGCAGCUCUGAGCACCACUGCUCACCUGGCAGCAGUAACCGGCACACAGCUCCAUCUGACUGAUCACGGAUCAGACGCUGUAGGCAAAAGGUCUGCUGGGAUGUGUGUGUGGGAGGGAAUGUGCCGAGGUGUGCGAGCUCUUCUGGAGGAGGCUCUCCUUAUCAGCAGAGAGAUGCUCCGACACGCUCAGUUAGCUCAACCUAGAACUCAGAUUUUACAAAACCUUAAAGUGAAAAUGCUGGAGGUGGCAAAGAAUUUGCAAAGCUACAUUCAGUGCAACAUUUUGGAGAAGCUUGACCCUCUGGAGAACGAUCCUGAGAGAGACGAGGCUGUGCAGUUGGGACGUCUGAUAAACACGGCCUCCAAGCUCUUUCAGCUAAACCAUGCUCUCCAGCAGCUUCACUCCACCUUGUCUCGCACUCUGAGAGGUAGAGGCAGCGAUGUUGGUCUCAGAUCAUUCAGAGAUACAGUCCAGUCUGUGACCAGGACAAUUAGUGGCCUUGUGCAUGGAUUACCGAGACAGAUGGACGUUUGCUCCGCUGAUACUCUCCAGCUGCCGUGUUUAAAGAGCGUCAUGGACGCACGAGAUGACCUGCACUCUGCAUUGUGCUCUUUAGCAGAACUGUUUGUUGAGAAAAACGAUGAAAAUGUAGGAACCAGCUCAAGGCCCAACAACCGGACCGUUCCUAAAACCGUGUAUUCACUGUCCUCAGGUGUCCGCUCGUGCUCCAGAGACGUUUGCUGGGUUUGAGCUGCCUGUCUGUCACAUACAAGAGAAAUGUUCUUCACACCAGUAGAAACACUAAAGAAAUAUCCAACAUGCAAAUUUUUCCAUGAAGUGGCAUUAUAACUUUAGAGGUACUGUAAUCUUUUUUUAGCCGUGAUUAUAAUUGUGUGGGGAUGAAAAUUACAUUUCUCAUGCCUUUUUAUAUAUAAUAUAGAUAAGGGUGGGUAUUUCUUGUAUAUUUCCAAGGAUAUAGCAACAAGGUGCAGGUGGUUAUGCAAAAAAAUGAUUAUUGCAUCUUUUCCCCAUAUCUACAAUACACUCUUUUUGUCUGCACUGUUUUGCGGCUUUGCACAACCGUUUUACAACUCGCAUGUAAUACACGUCCCUUUUAUUAAACAAGAGUUUCUUUACAAUCAUGUAAUAAUAAGUUAUGUAUUAUUAUUUUUCCUAAUAAACACAGAUAUAGCUGCA